Messenger RNA from Guyanagaster necrorhizus, 216 nucleotides. RefSeq lists its product as uncharacterized. The record is from RefSeq and is a predicted model, not a curated record. NCBI's taxonomy places the organism in Eukaryota, Fungi, Basidiomycota, Agaricomycetes, Agaricales, Physalacriaceae. Bases 1 to 216 code for a protein of 71 amino acids. The transcript has a single exon.
AUGCAAAUUCAUGCCAACCUCCCUCUAAAUUUAUGGGAUGAGCUCUGUGUCACAGCUUCCUAUCUUAAUAAUCUCACUACCAUCAAGUCAUUGAAUGGGAAAAUGCCUUAUGAAAAAUGGUACAAGAAAAGACUAAACUUAUCUCAUCUUCAAGAAAUAGGUUGUUACAUCUUUAUUCUCAUCCAAAACAAGCACAACUCAAAAAUCUUUGAAUGA